Hypoxylon fragiforme is the source of this 1005-nucleotide messenger RNA. RefSeq lists its product as uncharacterized. The transcript has a single exon. The record is from RefSeq and is a predicted model, not a curated record. Bases 1 to 1005 code for a protein of 334 amino acids. Lineage: Eukaryota; Fungi; Ascomycota; Sordariomycetes; Xylariales; Hypoxylaceae.
AUGGCGGAAUCUCCAAUUGAAACACUACCCAGUAAAAGAAAGGCCGAUGAGAUUGUUGAUGACGAAGUUGAGGAAGAUGAGGAAGGGGAGACAACCGAUUCUCCGUUAGAACCAGAGUUUAAAAAGGUCAAGACAGAAGAUCAGCCAGAAGACAAGCCAGAAGGUGACCCUGCUGUAGCCGUUGACGACAAGCGAUGGAAUGCCGAUAUGGAAAUGCCAAAAGAAAAGUCAAGGCCUCACUUCCUCGGAGAGUCUGAUGCACGCCGUAGAUCUGGCAGUGGCACGGUGGACGACCCCCUUAUUGUGUGGUUAGGGAAGAUGCCCAAGGACUCCGAAAUCAAGGAGGCCAACGAGGAUAUUGCACGACGAACUGCCCUAGAGCUCGGGUUAAUCACCCACGUAUAUAUCCGGUGCGCCGCACAGUCCAGUAAGUUUGUUGACAGAGAUGGAAAGCGCAUUCCCAUCUGGAAUCCGGAUACUAUUGCAUUCCAGCACGAAACCAAGGAAGCCGACCCCCAUCUAUCUCUGGCCUUCGGCACGAACUCGACAAGUCUCGUUUUAUACGGCUACGUAAACGUCACCGUUGAUGAGGAGGGAAAGCCAAUCGACUUCGCCACCUCUCGCAUCGAGGACCAUGUUGUCGACGGGGACGACAGGAUACUGGAGAUUUUCGAGUACGAAGCGACGCAGCAAGACUGUGCACCUUACUGCUCUAAGCAUGUUAGUCGCGAGAAGUUGAUCAACACUUGCCCGCUUGCACAAGCUCGCGGCUGUCCUCGUCACGACAUGGAUGGGUUGCUAGACCACUGGUGCCCCCGAGCGCACUGGAGAACGGAAAUAUACGGCGACCACUACUGCCCGUGCUUGCACGAUAUAUCGGACCUCGAAGAUCACUACUGCCCUUGCCAUCAUGAUCGGCUGCGGUGGAUGGAGAAUCGGAAUUGCCCGCAUAAGAUUUCUUGGAAUGCACGAUUAACUCAUUAUUGCCCACAUUAUCCAGUUUAG